AGAAAAAUUAUUGAAAAAUUAAAAAUUGUCUUAAAAACCCAAAUAUUUUUUGAAACUUAAAUUGAAGUACUUGUUAAAAGAAGUGAUUUUGAUUUUGUUGCAUUCCCAAGCUUAAACUUCCAAGUUUUGCUUUAAUCUUAAUGCCAUUCUUUUGUGCAAUUGUUCUUAACUUUUUCAAUUUUAAAUUCUUGUUGUUUCUUUUCUCAAUUUCUUGAAAUUUAUUAUUCAAUUCCUGUAUAAUUAAAAUACUAAACACAAGAAAUUAUCUCAAUAUAAUAUGAUUAGAAAUUUCGGAAUCAGAAAUAUAGAAUCCGCAUGAAUUUUUUUCCUUGAACUUAAAAAAAGAAAUAUAUUAAAGAUGAAUUAAUGCUCAUUAGCACCAUUUUUAAUAUUUUCCUUGCGGAUACUACUCCCAGAAAGUUUAAGCUUGCAGGUCGCAUCUCUUGGAAGAAAAUGGAAAGGGAAAGAGAAAGAGGGAGAGAGGGAGAUUGAAAUGAUGAGGAGCGAUUUGGAGGAAUAUAUCGAGCGGAAAGGAUUGCAUGAAUUGAAGGAAGAGACAGGAGGAUGGAACGAUAACGAAAGGAAAGGUCCGAAUGUCCCAAAUAAUAGACUGUCACACUUGACAGAGAAAAUUAAAAAAGAAAAGCAGAAAGAAUGUAAAAACCCUAGACCGGCAUUUGAUGUCACGUCCAGGCGAUGCAAGGCAAAGAAUCAAGUAAGGCCAAUCAUCUACACGAAUUUUCUGUUGCGCUGUCUCAUCGAUUCCAUCGCCGUUUGCUUGAGAGAUUCACCAGCCAUAACCUCUAUCACUAUUGAUGGAAUUCCUCUGACGCUGAAGUACCUGAAUAUCCUGUGUUCCGGUUUGAAGACCAAUGAAAAGCUGAUAAGUUUAUCUUUGAAAAAAUGUUACAUAGGAGACAUUGGCUGUGACCUGUUAUUGAACUGCUUGAAAAACAAUCCAAAGCUCUCUGUCUUAAAUUUGUCAUCUUGUAAACUAUCAAGUAGAAGUGCUAUGAGUAUAUCAUUGUUCUUAAAAAGGAGAAAGGCUGAUCUGUUACAAAAUAUUUGGGAGCAAUCUUCCGAAGAAGAUACUGAAAAAUUACAAGGAUUGCAGACAUUGAUUCUAAAUCAGAAUCCAAAAAUUGAAGACACUGGUCUAAAACAGAUAAUUUAUGCAUUAAAAAAUGAUGCCUGGUUGAAAACAUUAAGUUUGAAACGCUGUGGAAUCAGUAAAUUGGGAGCAGAAAUGAUCAUUCAACUAUUGCAAUCAAAUAAUAAAAUUAUGAGGCUAGAUUUAACCAAAAAUCAUAUACCUAUUAAUACUCUUCAAAUAAUGUUGGGCAUAUUGAAGAAAAGACAAGAAAUAGCUGAAAAAACUUUAUUGAAUAAACAAUUCUGUUUAAAUUGGAGAAAAAAUAUAAAUAAUGAAAUUAUUAAAUUUACAAAAAGACAUAGAAAACAUUCGCAAAAUCGAACAGAACGGCCUAGGAAAUCUUCAUUACAAAAACAUUAUUGGAAAAAGACUCAAAGAUUUGAGAGAUUUAUUCGAGAAAAAGAAGUGAAAGGAAUUACAAAAGAAGAUUAUUAUAGAAGAAAGAAAAUUAAUGAUUUGGAAUUACAAUUAUUAAAUUUAAUUGAGUCUAAUUCUAAAUUAAAAGAGGAACUUUCGAGCAAUAAAGCGUUAUUGAAUUCAGAAGUACAGCAAAGAUCGAAAAUAGAGAAUGAGUUGCAAAGAAUAUCGUUUCGAUUAAAUGAUCUAAAAAGUAAAGUUUUUAUGCUAAAUUGUAUUUCCUCUAAAGCAUGUAAUGAAAGUCAAUUAUUGACGGGUUUUAAAUAUAUUUUCGAAAAAUUGGAAUCAUUUUCGAUGUUAAAACAAAAUGUAUCUGUAAACGAGGAAGUUGAUUUAGAAACUGUAGAACCAUUGUGGUCGUCACCGUUAGCAGAACAAAUGGAAAACUGUGUUUUGAAUUGCUCACAGCGAAAACCUUAUUUUAUUUCCCAUUGAAAAUAUAAUACUGUGAAUUUUAUUUAAUAAUUUUUCUAGAUGUAUAAUGUAAAUAAGAUACGAAUUUUAUACUGAUGUAUAAAAUUUUAUA
This is a messenger RNA of Apis dorsata (giant honeybee), 2096 nucleotides long. Its product is annotated as protein Cep78 homolog. Lineage: Eukaryota; Metazoa; Arthropoda; Insecta; Hymenoptera; Apidae. Bases 494 to 2005 code for a protein of 503 amino acids. The transcript has 4 exons. Gene Ontology annotation, molecular function: protein binding. The record is from RefSeq and is a predicted model, not a curated record. Gene Ontology annotation, cellular component: centrosome.